This is a messenger RNA of Rosa rugosa (rugosa rose), 1487 nucleotides long. RefSeq lists its product as uncharacterized. Bases 452 to 1063 code for a protein of 203 amino acids. The transcript is spliced from 2 exons. NCBI's taxonomy places the organism in Eukaryota, Viridiplantae, Streptophyta, Magnoliopsida, Rosales, Rosaceae. The record is from RefSeq and is a predicted model, not a curated record.
UUCACCUCCGUUUCGAAACGCUUGCACUCCAUUAUUGGAAUUCGCCCAAUCCCAAUUCAAUGCAGCUCGUCAGCAGAAAACCCUCAAUCGCAGACUCCUCGUCUCCACCGACGCCCCUCGACUCGAACUCGAAUCCAUACACUUGGAUGAUACGCCGUCGUUUGGAGAGCCUUCCUCCGUUAGAAAGCUCAGCUUCCCUUUCCCGCCACGACCGGGCGGUUGUGUCAAGCUGCUGGGCUCCCGCAAUGGUCUGGUAUUUGUAGCUGUUGAUGAGAAUUUGUUUUAUAUCUGGAACCCAUGCAUUGGAUUCUUGAAGCAAUUACCUGAUCCAGGUUUUCCCUUAGAUGAAAAUGUGAUACUCUUUUAUGGCGUUGGCUAUUUGUCCGCCACCCAUGAUUACAAAGUUUUGGUUGCCUCCUAUGACCUUCGUGAAGAGGAGAUAGAGGUCGAGAUGUUCUCAUUGAGAACUCACAUUUGGCUGAAGAUUGAACCCCCUUGCCUAAACAUCCCUUUUCUACUAGAUCUUCAGGGGACUCUUUCGAAUGAUGCACUUCAUUGGCUAAACUACGUCGAUGACAACAAGGAUGAAAUAGUUUCUUUUGACUUGGAAGACGGGGUGUUCCGGAGAAUGCCACUGCCUAAUUUCGACCGUGACGGUAAGACUUUCAGCAAGCUUGGGGUUUGUGGAGGGUGCCUGUGUGUAUCGCGUUUUCCGGAUGGUGCUUUUGACUCUAUUGAUUUCUGGGUCAUGAGAGAAUAUGCCGUCAGUGGCUCAUGGAUUAUGCUCUUUAGCUUAAAGCCGCCUGAGUUGCCCUUGUAUUCCAGACAAUUCUUGGUUCUGGAAAGUAGUACAGUUGCCGCGAGAUGGACUGACGAGGGGUCCAAGUUGAUAAAGAUUGAUCAUAAAGAAGACGAGAAGCUUGGGCGGUAUAUGCUUAAGGGGGUUCGCGUGUGUAUGAUUGAAUAUGAAGAGAGUCUACUUUGGAUUAGUAGUUAUCAUCCAGUUGAAAAGAAAGAGCAGGUCCAGAUACUCGAAACCCAUCAGAAGGCCUCAGGAAGCUGAAAUGGAAGAAUCUUUGCUCUUUGUUCAAAUGAGAGAUGGGUGGACUGAUAUUUUGGAAGAUGCAUGACUGGUUUGUAUUCGGAGAGUUUCUGAAUUCUUCACAUUUAUCUCAAAAGAAGAAAAAGAAAUAAUUCUAGGGGAUAAAUUUGAUGCCUUUGUCAUGAGGUUACUUGGUGGAGCCUAGAAUCCUAGAUAGUUGAUGGAAUGUAAGCCAAUUUACACAUGAUGCCGAUUUUGGAGGGAGCAGAAGUUUUUAAUUUUUUUAAUUUUUGGUGAUCGUGAAGAGGUUGGACGAUUUCAUUUUCUUGAUUUCUGUUCAACCCUUCCCACGUUGUUAAAUAAAGUUAAGUUCUUUAAAUGUUUGCUCUUUUGUAUUUUAUCUCAGUUGAACUGCUCCUAAAGCAAAAUUCUUCCUUGGUGGUCA